AAAACAGCGCCCGUGACGUCAUCAGUGCGCGCUGCUGGGGUUUCGUCGCUGGCCUCUGAAAUGGGCACCAAUCAUCAGCCCUGAUUUCACCGUCGAUUUAUGACAUUAACUCACCAGAAGCCUAAACCUAGAGCUUAGGCAACACCAUGACAUGCCCAGGGAAUGUGAUGGAAGAGCUCAGCGAGAGGUUCCCAGAGCUGAUUGCAGUGGUGCCGUGCUUGUGGCUGUCAGGCCUCGCAUCUCACUAACAUCGUCCACGUGUAAUCCAGAGCAGCAUGAAGCCAGCUCACGAGCGCAAUCAGGAGUGCCUUCCUCCAAAGAAGCGGGACCUUCCGGUUAACAAUGCUUCCAACGUUCCUAACAACAGCAGCAGUAGCAGCAGUAAUACUGGAGGUGGUGGAGGAGGAGGAGAUGAAGCGUUGUCCUUGUCACAAAGCUCCGGAGCGAGUGGAGAAGCUCAGGGUGGAAGCGGAGGCAGCGAAUGGGUCCGGUCUCAACCUAACCUGCAUUACGGUGUAGAAGGGCCGGAGAGCAUGGCCCCGGGAUUAGCUGUGGAUCAGUACAGCAUGCUGUAUAAAGUAGCUGUUCCGUCAGUCACCUACUCACCCACCAGCCUCCAUCCUGUGCUGGGCCACAUUUCUCCAGCCUACACAGUUCCCUCUCAACUCCUCCAGCACACCGGCAUGCAUUACCCUCCUCUCGGCUACGCUCCCAUCCCACAGUUCGUCAGCCCUCCUUACGCCACCGCCGUUCCCUAUGCAGUCCCGCCCGGGUUUGUCCCGAGCUCCCUGAUUCAGGCUCAGUCUCACCUGGUGCCCUAUCCAUCAGUCAUCCAGGAAGGAGUGGUCUCAUCCCCGCCUCAGCACCAAGUGUCUGCUCACACCUACGCCAAGGUGGCAGCUGCUGGAGGCGUCCCAUUGGUGCUGGCGUCGGAACAGGCAGCGACUUCAUCCUCCUCCUCUUCUUCCUCAUCACAGCAGCAAACUUUAGGCACCAUCGGGAUGAUUCCCACGGCGGAUCGCAUCCCAGUCUUCUACCACACGUCGCCCAGCGACCGAACCGUACAGCAUCAAAGCGGCUCAAUGGAGCAGGACCGGGAAGUGAACGGAAGGGAUCGGGAAAACGGCAGGGACUGCAUGCAAGACGUGGUUUAUGUGGUGAGAAACGCAGCGGUGCGGCCACAGCACGGACCAGCUAUGGACCUACAGGACCGAAAGAUCUGCAGGCAGGAGGGAAGAGCGUCGCCUGGCCACCGCAGCACCCCGGACACGGACCUGGAGGUUCAGCAAGUGGUGGGGCGUCUGGCAUCGCCGGUGCGGGGCGUGAGUCGCAGAGAGGGAGCGCAUGGCUCGUUGCAGAGUUCCCAGAGUAGCAGAGAGGUUCAGGGGGAGAGCAGGACGGCGUACGGGUCACACUCUGCCAACCAGCUGGAACCUCGAGCUUCGCUUCAUCCUCAGCAGACAGCACAACCUGGUCAUGCGGUGAUCCUGCCGAACGGGCAGCCGGUUCUCAUGCCCCUGGACUAUCAUCAUCAUCCUCAAGCUCAGCCUAACAACGACAUCACAGCUGAAACCGUGCAACACAAAAUCUCAGACGUCGCAGGCGUAGCUGAGCGUGUGGUGGCGGUGGAGCUUCCCGCCGCGCCCGCCAUCUCUGCCGUGCCUCCACCUUCACACUUCACCAAGGGUGCAAUCAUUCAGUUAGCGACGGGUGAACUGAAGCGCGUGGAGGAUCUGCAGACGCAGGACUUCGUACGCAGCGCCGAAGCGAGCACGGGGCUAAAGAUCGACUCGAGCAUGGUGGUGGACAUCCGUCCUAGCACGCAGAGGCCCGGCCUGAUCGCGCUACGCUUUGCUGUCGGCGAGUGCCAGAGCAAAGUGAGCAUCGAUGUUCCUCCUGAACAUCCGUUCUUCGUCUUUGGUCAGGGCUGGUCGUCCUGCAGCCCGGAGCACACCGCCCAGCUGUACGGCCUCGCCUGCCACCACCUCCAAGUGGGUGACGUCUGCGUGUCCAUCACCCUUCAGCAACAUUCGCCGGCCCACCAAAAGCCGCCCUCGGUUUCCCAGCAGCCGCAGCAACCGACACACAGCAGGACUUCCACCAAAGCCAACUCGAUGUCAGGAGCCUCCUCCAGCCAGCCUAUGGGACCUCCGGCGCCCCAGAACCCACGGUCUCUGGGUCAGAUCAGGAUGGAGCGUGUUCAGAGAGAGAGGGCUGACAAGGAUGAGCCCUUUAAGCUGAGCACCUCGGGACAUGGGGACGUGCCCGCUAGACCCGACAGGACUUCGGCGGAGCACACGCGCAGCCAGAGCAGUUAUUAUUUGCACACUGAGGCCCAUGGGACCUCACAGAGGCGUUGGUCCACCCCCGGUUUCCAAAGAUACCCCGUCAAGAGGGAGGAGGGAGGCCUAGCCGUGCCGCCGGGCUCCUCUCGGCCCUCGUUCAUCCCUCAGGAGGUCAAACUAUCUAUCGAGGGGCGCUCCAACGCAGGGAAGUAGCAGCAGAUGCAGGACGCAGUGGCAAGAGGGGAGGAAAGUGUCAGAAUUGCGUGGGAGAUGUGAGGAGAGAGAGAAUGUAGCCUAAGAAUGUGUUUUUGUUUUGUUUCGUUGAGAUUUUGCACACAAAAGAUUUUACACACACACACACACACACAGAUAUACUGACUCACACACUCCCUUGUUUUUAGGCAGCCCGUGAGCACUCGGGACGAGUUAGUGCCAGUUUGUUACGAUGGCGAGACCACAGACCAUCUGGACUUACUGCUCCAGCUGGUAAAUGAUCUACCAAAGCCUUUUCACGCUCUGUAACUCACUCAUAGGUGAAAUAUCAUUAGUUUCAACGUUCACAGCUCUUUGAAUUAACGUGUAUCGAAGGACGUGACGGGAGGAAAACCUGGAUACAGCCAUAGGAUAUUCAGAAUUAUGCCUGUUUUCCUCCUUGCAUAUGAAUAUAAAUAUAUAUAUAGAGACAUUAAAUCUACCCUGUACUUGAUAGAUAGUUUGGACUACCUAAAGGAAAGGCUCUCUCUCUCUCGCUCUCUUUCUCUCUCUCUAAUUUCUCUCUCCCUCUCUCUCUCUCUCUCUUUCUUUCGCUCUCUCUGUCUCUUUCUGUCUCUUUCUCUCUCUCUAAUUUCUCUCUCUCUCUCAUAUCUUGACUUUCGUUUUCGUUCUCACGUCAUCAACCCCUUCUUCUUUUUUCGUUUGUAGCUCGAGAACGAUCACUUAUUCCUGAAUCAAUCAGACCAUUAACAAUCAACAUUCAGAACAAAAGGCAUCUCGCUCACGUUUACACCGUCCACAGUUUCGUGCUCUACCUGUGCCACGUGUAUUAUUUUUUCCCCUAAGUUUGUACUAAGAUAUCAAAGUUUAUGACUCGUUCCGGUGUACGGAGACAGAAAGCGUUUGUUUUCGGCCAAAAUCGUCGCUGUUUAAUAAGAAAAAAGAAAAGAAAAAGGUGGCGCAGGUUGUAGCUGCUGGAGACGGAUCUGGAAAAAGAAAGGACGAUUGCUUUGAAGUGAAAAUCACUGCUGAUGGGUUGUAAAAACAAAAGCUUGAUUAUUUUCAUUCCUCGUGGGGUUUUUUCUUCCUCUCAACUUCCUGUAAUGAUACAACAGUCAUGAACCUACCCCAUUUUCCCCUCUUCCUUUUUCGUAGCAAUGCACCAUGUUAUUUUUAUUUUCUUAUGACUCUUUACCAGCGUGGGUUUCAACCAGGACACGUACGUGACCUUUUGUUUUGGAACGACACGCUCAUUAUCUCAUUCUCUCUCUCUCUUCCCUUCCUUUUAUCCUUCUUCUCUUCGCGUUUUUUUUUUUUUUAGAAAUUCUUGCUUCACAUUAUCUUUCUCUCUCUCUCUCCCCCCUCUCCCUCCUUCUCUCUCUCUCUCUCUCUCCCUCUCUCUCUCUCUCUCUCUCGCUCUCUCUCUCUCUCAGGGCGUUUCGUUCGUUCCUCCUCUCCUCCUUGUCCCCAACGAUAUUUUUGUACGAUGUAGGAUUUCUUCCUCUGCAAUAUUCCUCCUGAAGACUCUCCUCGUCACACGUGGUCAAUCAGGGCCGAGCGACGUGACGUGCUUCGAUACAGACGAUUAAAAUCGGUUAGUUUCCACAAAAAGAACUGAGUUUAUAAUCAAUGUUAACGAUUUACUUUAAGUUCAUGCAAGCGUCUUUACCGUCACGUGGUCCGGCCCUGCGGUCGGGCGCGCGCCUGAUCGACGCCGACCUCUUUAAUCGGAUUGUUUUGUUUUUUGUUUUGUAUGAAGUUAAAGCUUUCAUUUAUUCAGAUUUGAUUUCUUUGUGAGAAACUGACAGGCGACACUGUUCCACACUGUUUACAAAUUAGCCCCGAAG
Messenger RNA from Tachysurus vachellii, 4345 nucleotides. It is a transcript of the gene atxn1l, whose product is annotated as ataxin 1-like. Gene Ontology annotation, cellular component: nucleus. Gene Ontology annotation, molecular function: RNA binding; protein binding. The coding region runs from base 276 to 2498 and encodes 740 amino acids. Gene Ontology annotation, biological process: anatomical structure development; regulation of DNA-templated transcription. The transcript has 3 exons. NCBI's taxonomy places the organism in Eukaryota, Metazoa, Chordata, Actinopteri, Siluriformes, Bagridae. The record is from RefSeq and is a predicted model, not a curated record.